Molecule: messenger RNA, 1434 nt
Organism: Helianthus annuus (common sunflower)
Lineage: Eukaryota; Viridiplantae; Streptophyta; Magnoliopsida; Asterales; Asteraceae
Product: RNA-binding protein 38
Exons: 6
Coding region: 285-1115 (276 amino acids)
Molecular function (GO): RNA binding
Source: RefSeq, a predicted model, not a curated record
GUCAAUUGUUACAACAAAGCCAUAAACUCACCCCACCCUCACUUCUGAUGUACAGCAAAUAAUAGUUUGCAACUGUCGGAUUCCUUCUCUCUCUCUCUCUUUCCACCACUCUUUUUCUAGGUUUUUAUUAGCACCCUUUUCAUCAAACACCAGAACCAACUAACAAUCUUUUCUUUCUUAUAUUCAUGGAAGUUGACGACAGAAACAGAACACAAGAAGAUAGUUUUGAUUCUGCAUGAACAACAACAACAUUUGAUGAUCAAACUUGUUCAUAUUCAACAUUAAUGGCUUACCAACAUUAUCGAUCUCCGUUCGGUGACACCACUCUAACCAAAGUCUUUGUUGGUGGACUCGCCUGGGAGACACAAACCAAUGAAAUGCGUACAUACUUUGAACAAUUUGGUGACAUUCUUGAAGCUGUUAUUAUUACUGAUAAAGUCACCGGCAAGUCUAAGGGUUAUGGAUUUGUAACUUAUCGAGACCCAGAAUCUGCAAAACGGGCUUGUGAGGAUCCAAACCCUAUGAUAGAUGGAAGAAGAGCUAACUGCAAUAUUGCGUCUCUUGGUCGACCUCGACCUCCUCAAGGAAGGAAUCAAGGUGGCAAUAUUGCAUUCCAAGGGACAAAUACAAUGGGUCAAGGUGCAUCAUCAUCUUAUAGUGGAGUGGCACAACCACCACAAUUGGGUCCUCCGCAACCACCUCCACCACCACCGUCCGUCAUGUAUCCUCCGUAUGGAUACGCGACGUACCCACCCGAUUAUGCUUACCAACAACAGGCAAUGUACAAUCCAGCACUUCAGCAGCCAUACUAUCAUCAAGUUUAUGGGCCCACAGGUCCAACGGUCUCCACACCAUAUUAUUAUGCUCCUUCACCCAGAGGAACAUUUGCUGCACCACAGGCGCAACGUAUGCAAGGACCUCCUUACAUUUACUAUCCUACGCACCAGAUGGACCCGUCAACAUUCCCUGGCUAUCUUACGCCCCCUCCUCCCACUUUGUUACUCCCCACCAGGCAUCCUUUUCCUUCUCCCUCCCCUACGGGUUCCCAGACGCCACAAAAUACAACAAGUGAAACAGAAGGUGGUGCAGUAACGUCAGAGAGUCCAAACACCUAAAACAGAUGAAAAACAUACACAUGUUGGCUAAAAGCAAACAAAAUACACUAUUGACAAAAUUCAUCAAUGGCCCUUCAACUCUCUGUGUUCUUCAAUUUUUCUGAAAGAAUCAUAAAUAAUUUCUCUUUUGGUCACAGAGAUAUAUGCGACUACUUGUCGUGCUGAUUAUUUUUUUUACCUCACAUUGAGUCACAAUUCUUUCACCCAUUUUUAUUUUUCUUUCUUUUAUUUAUGGUUAAUUAUUGUAACUUUACCUAAAAUGAAGAUUUCUAGUCGGGAAAACCGACAUUUUAAUUUAAAGUAUUGCCUCGUUUUGUUA